AUGUACAAAAGAAGUUUAUUUUGUGGGCCACUUCUGGUGGCCCUCAGCCUCGCCUCCCCUUCUACAGAAGCUCAGGCCUUCGGGAAAGCUGCCGUUCCUCCUCCUUUCCUUGUUUGUGCAUGCGCUAUUGCUGCAGGCUUUGCCGAUGCACCCGUGGCAUGGAUGCAGGACGAGCCAGGGAGUUAUCUUUCUGUCAAUUCUUCAGCUGGCUCGAUGCCGCUUGGGGGUACUUCGAGGUCUACCCGCUACACGAGAAUCCCCUCUACAGGAAGCCUCAGUAGCAUCAGCAGCAGCAGCAGCAGCGUCAGCAGCAGCAGCACCGGCGGAGGCUGGCGGGCCACUAUUAUCACCACUGGGUCGUAUCCCUCUUACGGCCUCCCUGCAGGUCUAACGGCGGCUCAAGCAGCUUCCAUGGCUCAGCAGGAGGCAUUCUUGCAGAGCAUGCAGCAGCAAGUAGCAAUGAGUUCGCGACUUGCACUUGAGGCCCCAGCUCAGUACUGCGCAGGAGAAGGGGAGGAAACAGAUUUCUGUCAAGUUAUAAAAGAGUAUGCAGCAGCCGUUCGCUCAAUAUCAGAUCUUGAAUGCGUGCCGAGGAGAGAAAUAACAAAAAAAGAAAAGAAGAAAAAAGUAGCUCUGCUGGGAGAAACCACGCUGCAGCAAGAUGCCCGGCCCCACAGUUUCGUUGAAGUGCCAACUCAAGAAGAAGUUAAGCAGAAAGAAGAAGCAGCAGCUGCGCUGUUUCGCGAGCAAGCAGAAGCUGCAAGACGAAGAGGAGAAGAAAGGCUAAGAGAAGCUGGACAAAGAGGAAAUGUUCGAGAAAUCGCGGAGGCAGCCCAAGCAGUCUAUUUGGUUCAAGCUGUGCUGCAGUCAUACGUGUUGAUAACGAGUGCAAAGGUGUCUUUAUAUAAUUUGAAGACGACGAUACAGUCGAGCAGCGACCAAUUAAUAAUAUCUCUGUCUGAUGUUUAUACAUUUCUUUUAAGUGGUUUAUCGGGGCCUCUCUCUAUAGCGUGGCAUCUUCUAGAUAUUGUUAUUGAAGAAAUAGGAGAAGUACUUAAAAAAAUAACUCGCGAAAGAGCAGAUGCAGAAAGACAUGCAGCAGAAGGGAUGCAGCGCUUAUCUGAUAUUGAUGCUUUAGCAGAAGAAACAGCAAAAAGAAAAGCUACAAUAACAGCAACCCUAGAAAAAACAACGCAAGAAAUAGACGCACAAGUACGACAAGAAGUACAAACUUGGGUGUAUGGACACCUCAGCCCCCAGCUCCAGCAAACCAUCGUUGAUAGAGUCCUUGCUGCAAUUAACAGCACAGCAGCAGGGUCUGUUCAAGUAUCGACUGCUAUCAUUCAAGGGGGAGGAGGUGCUGCAGCUGCUGCUGCUCCUCCUCCACACCCAGGAUAUGUAAUGAGGUUUGGAGUUAGUGAAGGGGCUCCUGCAGGUGCAGCAGCAGCACCACCAACCCCACCAGGUGCAGCAGCAGCAGCAGCAGCAGCACCUGAAGCAGCUGCUGCUCCUCCUGGAGCUGCUGCUGGUCUCUAUCCUCGCGUUCAGGUUAUAUAUGAAGGGGGUGCACCUGCUGCUGCUGCAGCACGUGCUGCUGUCUUUCAAGGAUUAGAAGAAGCAGAGACAGCUGCAACAAAGAAAGAGACAGAGGGGAUAUUAGACUUAGGAAGAAGACUCGCCAGAGGCAGAAGCGGAACUACUUUUCAUUCUGCUACUGCAGACUACGUUUUAUCUUCUCGGGGGACGGAAGGAGAUUUAUGCAAAGUCGAAAUAAAUCUUUUAUCAGCAACACCAGAUGAAAGACAAAGAGGUGUAUAUACAGCUGACUUGGGAUCUAGAGCAGCAGCAGCAGCAAAUAGAAUGAUGCUGCAUCACACAGAGGCAAAAACUUUAGAGAAGCCCUUUGCUUUCUUCGCAACCCCAGAAGACGUCGAAAGACAUGUUAAAAAUAUCUGGGAAGUGAAGAAGAGAGUGUUGAUGAGCGAAUUGAGUGCUGCGCCUUCUUUCUAUACUUUGACGAGCACCGGGUGUUAUUCUACUUCUGAAGAUUUAAAACGAAUAUUUUAUAGUAAUUGGAGGGAUAGAAACCUCUUUAAAGCAAUAGCAAGCGAUCCAGCUCUCAGUGAAAGACUCAGAAAGAGAGUACAAAUACUAGCCUCCCAAGGUAUUCUGCCCGUUAUGGAUACGGAAAUUGAUAAAAAAGUCGGCAGUCAGAUCGCGCAAACACUCACUUCGUAUUUACACCAUGAGAGGCCUCAAGCGAAAGGAAUACUGCCUAGAAAGAAAGGAGGAGAAAUAACGUUUGGGUUUCUUGAAGUCUGCGACAGCCGCUGUUAUAAACAACCCGAGUCAAAGAAAGGAGAUGGUGAAAUAUGA
Messenger RNA from Eimeria acervulina, 2376 nucleotides. RefSeq lists its product as hypothetical. Lineage: Eukaryota; Apicomplexa; Conoidasida; Eucoccidiorida; Eimeriidae. The transcript has 15 exons. The record is from RefSeq and is a predicted model, not a curated record. Bases 1 to 2376 code for a protein of 791 amino acids.